UAGUGAGCAUUAUCGAUAUCUUCCACGUUCUCGAUAAUCGGAAACUAAACUGGCCUAGGGAAAUAAAAACAAAAAAUGGACGUUACGGUGUUAGCUUUUUUCGCUGUUUUAAUUAUUGCACUGAUUAUCGGCAUUACUGUAUUUUCCAAUAAAAAAGCAAAGAAAAACCAAACAAACGUAGCCGAAAGAGUUGCACCAGGUAGACCGAUAAGGCGAGCAAUUGGUCAAAGAGUUGGUAGACGUCGUAUGCAAGCGACUGCCAGUCAGCAAAUUGAGGAAAAUGACGAUGGAUCUGGAAACGAAGCUAAUGACGAAGCGGAUGAGAAACCAGCCACGCCUGAUUUCAAAAUUGGUGCGAAGAAAAGGGCCAAGUUGGCAGCCAAAUUGGAGAAAAGGGCACAAAGAGAAGUUGCUGAAAGGGAAAGAGAAGAACGUAAGAAAAGAGAACAACUUCUUCAAGAAGAAAGAGAUAAACAAUCUGAAAGAGAGAGGGCGGAAGAAUUAAGACAAGAGGAGGCAGAAAGGAAAGCCAGGGAGGAGAAAGAAAAGAAAGAAUACGAAGAAUAUUUAAAAAUGAAACAAGCGUUUAGCGUAGAAGAAGAGGGCUAUAGUAAUCAGUAUGACGAAGAAGAUGAAAAAAAUUUAUUAGAAGAAUUUAUUCUAUACGUUAAGCAAAACAAAGUAGUAAUUCUAGAAGAUUUGGCAGCGCACUUUGGUUUAAAAACAUCAAGCGUAGUAGAAAGAAUUCAGGAUCUGCAGGCGCAUGAAAAUUUGACUGGAGUUAUUGACGAUAGAGGGAAAUUUAUUUACAUACCUCAGGAGGAGCUGGAAGCUGUGGCAAAAUUUGUCAGACAACGUGGUAGAGUCAGCAUUACCGAACUAGCAGAAAAUUCAAAUCGUUUGAUUAACUUGAAUCCAGUAAGAGAAUCUACCAUACUGGAAGGUAGAUAGAUUAUGUGAAAUAAGAAUAAUAAUAAAAAUAGAAUUAUUAUAUACAGAGUAAAAAAUAUUAUAUUUAUGUUGUAUAAAUUAUAUAUUUGCUAUAAAUAACUCAUUUAAAUAUAAAAUGCAAUUUUUAUUAUCAUUUUUAUUAUAUACUUGAUAACGUAAUUUAACAUUGUUAAACCAGAAGGUGAUCGGAAAAUAGGUUUGAUACUUUCGACGAUUUCAGACACGCGUUAACGAUUUCUUUCUUGAGAUCUGUUAGAAAGAUAUUUAUUAACUACAGCUCGUAUUUACAUAUUAUUAAAAAUCGACUUGAAGCGGAAACAGCCGAAAUUUCCAAGCUUUUUUUCAUUGAUAUUCGCUUUCGAAAAGUUUCGGUGGUCUCAAAUCAACAAUCUGAUGACAUCAAGGAUCGAUGUUGCAUCAGAUUCUAGUUUUCACGUAGAUGCAAAUUGUUUGCGUUAUUUUUUAUUCUUCCCUGAAUGUAUAAUUUAUGUCGUCGAAAUGCGUGUUGACGACGAUUCUAUUUCUAAAUUGCACGGCGGUAGUUAAUCAUUAACUGGAAGAAUUAGAAGAAUUUUCCGUAAUUAAAUUUAUUCUUCGAGAACACCUCCAUCGAAGGUUCGAUACGUUGAUCAAUACGUUGAUUUUUUUUUUUGGCGAGAAAGGCGACUAGCGGCACUUUACAACCAGUAACGUAUCCUGUUCUUCAGCCUAAAGUUAGUUCAGCAGCUACGAGGCCUCGUCCAUCGAAUCUUUUUAGCUCCAAGAGCAACGUGCGAUUUGUUUCAAGACGAAUGAUAAUAGUUCCGUAUCUAUAAUGAUACGAAUAAUAAUAUUUCUCCGAUCAAAAAGAAUUAUCACCUUAAAACUGUAUGCUUCGAACGUACUUCCUUGAAUUUAUCCUACAUUAUGCAAUGAAAUAUUAUUUUCAUAAAAUUUAGGUAUUUUUUCUUACAAAAUAAUGGCAUCAUCUAGAAGCUAAAGAUAUCGUAAAUCGGAUUCACGGUCGCGUAUAAUUCAGGAAAAUUUUUCACAGUUUUUCCUGUAUGAAUAACAAUUUGAUCUCCAUUAAUUCAUGCACAUUGUCAACAAGCUUACUGGUAAUGUAAAAUACCGAUCUAUUAAAAAUUCUGCCAUUGAUGGUUCGAAGGAAUCGAGAUCGAUCCCCACUCGAUAUCAGAGCUGAAUAUGCGAAGAAGGGGACACUCGCAGGCUAUGUAAGAGGCGACAGAAUCGCCGGAGAACCUGCAGUCUUUCUGGCAACCUCGAAUUGACGUCCAUUUAAAAAUUCCUUGCUCAUUCAGCUCAUUGGAAAAAGAACAAAAAGAGCGAAUAACUAUCGAUCCGAGUGGACGCGAGGAAAGUUGGAAUCAACGGGAUUCGCAAAAGUAU
This is a messenger RNA of Bombus pascuorum, 2340 nucleotides long. It is a transcript of the gene Ddrgk1, whose product is annotated as DDRGK domain-containing protein 1. The record is from RefSeq and is a predicted model, not a curated record. Bases 76 to 951 code for a protein of 291 amino acids. Lineage: Eukaryota; Metazoa; Arthropoda; Insecta; Hymenoptera; Apidae. The transcript is spliced from 2 exons.